AUGUCUCGAAACGUCUGUUGUGUUCCUGGGUGCCCACCAGAAGAAGGUACAGUCCUGCAUUACUUUCCGCACCCUGUAAAAGAUGCUGAACGAUUCCAAAAUUGGGUGAAGUUUAUAGGAGGUGACCUUGCUGAACUGGACAGCGCAACUAUACGGAAAUCUAAAAGAAUAUGUCGUCGGCAUUUUCAUAGACAGUUCCUCUAUCCAAGAAACAGAUUGAAUAAAUUGGCUGUACCGUCGUUGCUUUUGUUCUCACCAGAGCUCUCGGACGCUGAACAGGCCAUGAUUGAUGAAGUCUUGAAUGAAGAAAUAAUGGAGUCUCCAAUCUUAUUCUGUAUUUGUUGUCUUUCAAAAGGGGGUCGUUACAUACAACUGUCAACAUGUUCUCAUUCCGAGUUCUUAAACAGGUUUCUGAAACCUGAGAUAGAACCAAGAUGUCAAGUCAUAUGCUACAACUGUCAUAAUAUGUUGAAGAAAAUCAAAAUGUUUACACAGCAAGUGUUGAAUAGCUUUAAUAUAAUUGCUGAGGAAAGCGACAUACAAGUCACGCAUCAACAAAAUAGAAAUCUACAAAUACAUAAACAAGAAAAUAUUGACAUACCACAGACAAACGUCAUCAUAGAUAAUAAUAUAAACCAAAGCAUAGACAACGAAGAGGUUACAAACGAAACACCACAAAGGAGUUUUAAACAAAACAGUUCGGAAAUGUACGAAAGAAAAAUGAAAAAUAUUGGAAAUGCUUUAGAAAUUAUAAAUAGCAACCAGAAUAAUGCCUGUAUUAACUUAUUAGCUACGUCUUUAAAUAGUUUAUCGAAUAGUUUAAUAAAUAAAAAUAUGGAUUUUAUUAAUAUACCCAUUUUAAAUAUUGGUACUGUAAGCCAAGAUACGGAUACUUCUAAAGCAGCUAAUUCAAGUAACAUUUUGCUAGAAGCUAUGAAAACUGCUGACAUUGAAGAUAGUUUUGGUGUCCAAGAAGUAGAAUUGAGUUCAGACAGAUUUGAGAAAGAAGAAGAAGUCCCUAACGAGGUCCAGAAGAUUGUUAAGCCAAGUAAAAAUGUUCUAAAAUCCUCGAUUCAGUCGCGUAUUAAAGCUAUAAUAUUGUCUGAAGAAGAAUUGAUGACGGAAAGAUCAAAAUCAGCUGCCGGUCAGCGAUAUUUAAAGGCGCCGUAUAAAUGUGAAACAUGUAUUCUAGGAUUUAAUUAUCGAGAGAAUUUAGAAGAUCAUUCAAAGAGGAAACAUUGUUAUAAAGAAAACUUAAUCAAAUGCGAUGUAUGUCUUCAGUAUAUCGAUCCGGGGGCUAAUUAUAGUGAUCACAUAUCCUACCACUAUAUCAGAUAUGAAUGUCUAACAUGCGGACGUAGAUAUCAUUCUGAAGAUCAGACAAUGUUUCAUUAUAGAAGGAAUCAUAUAAAAGCUACAAAAUAUACUUGUUUACAUUGUUCGUACAAUAUGACAUCAUACCGCCACAUCAAAUUAGGAUCGGAAGUGAAACAGAAUAAUAAAAUCAAGAUUUAUAAAUGUUUGCGCUGUAAAAUGACUUGGAAAAACGUAGAACAGAAUUCGACAGAGAAUGUCUUGCAAGCAGAUGUCGCCACUGUUGAAGAAGGCUGA
Spodoptera littoralis (African cotton leafworm) is the source of this 1611-nucleotide messenger RNA. NCBI's taxonomy places the organism in Eukaryota, Metazoa, Arthropoda, Insecta, Lepidoptera, Noctuidae. The record is from the annotation of a GenBank genome assembly.